Molecule: messenger RNA, 672 nt
Organism: Trichoderma harzianum CBS 226.95
Lineage: Eukaryota; Fungi; Ascomycota; Sordariomycetes; Hypocreales; Hypocreaceae
Exons: 2
Coding region: 1-672 (223 amino acids)
Source: RefSeq, a predicted model, not a curated record
AUGGCAAUAUCGUAUAACUGCUUCAGAACCAUUGGAGCUCAUUGUACGCCCAAAGAGGGCGUCGUCGGAUCCCAUAAGUCACCGACUUCCUCGUCGGGGCAGCACCUCGUCCUACCAGAAGCCCCAAAGAUCUUGCGACGAUUCGGGUUUAGGAACUUUGCAGUCGUGAGUAGUGCUCAACUGUACGACAUCAAGCAUCUACGCGUUCUACUGAGGGAUGCUCGAGACUAUGAUAAUAACCACAUGUGGCGCUUCGGCGGCCUGUGGAUCCUCCACGGCGACGGCUCUAUCGAGACAAUCGGUUGUUGGGACGAGUCUCUGACCAAAUACGCCAAGACCAUCUAUAAAGAGUCUGAUGGCCAAUUGACUCGGGUGAUUUUCCGCUCAAGAGAGGGAAGGCAUCCGUUAAUUCCGAGUGAAAUAGUCCGUUACAUUGUUGAUAUUACAACCAGAGUAGUACCGCAUGGAAGCGACCAGGUGGAUCCAGACGAGGAGGAAUGGAAGAAUGUUGCAAAUUGCGACUAUUUGCAGUACUGCAAAAUUUCGUAUUCGAAAAAAAUUACUUGGACAUUUACUGAGGCGUCUGAUAACAUCGAGAACACCUCCACCGGCACGACAGACUACAAUCUGCCACCGCAUAGGGAAUGCAAACUACUGCAAAUAGAGCAGUAG